GGGUUUUCAAGGUCACGGCGCUAAGUUCGGUACCUGAUGCUUACGUACAAUCGGUUUACAACGGAUUUUAGAGAAAACAUGAUGUUCUUUAGUCUCGCCGAGAAACCUUAUCGAAGACUUUACUUAGAACUAUCCAAGUCAAAUCUGCUGGGAUAUUUCUAUUUUUAAUUCCAGUCUGACCUCUUUCUACAUGGUUCCGUCAGAAAAUGACAUAAAGUUCACAUGGCUUGCAGCUUGUCUUGUCAGUUUAUAUGGUUUAGGAUCAUGGAUUGUUGUUAAUGGAUUAUGGGUUGAACUACCGUUAUUGGUGAAUGUUCUACCAGAAGGUUGGAGUUUGCCUGCUUACCUGAUAAUCAUUGUACAAGUAGCAAAUGUGGGACCAGUGAUCUAUGUUCCGUUGGCAAAACUUUUGGAAGCUAAAACAAAUGGAUUUUUUUCGCGUUGUUUACAACCACCUGAAAGGAUAGCCAACUAUUUAAUACUUGCUGUCGGUCUAAUAUCAUGCAUAUUGAUUUCGCAGUUUUGGAACUCGGUAGCUUACGUAUCAAUAUUAAAACCUGGCUACUAUAGUAUUGGAUUAUUUGUCUUAGCUUUGUUUGCUUCAAUUGUUGAUUGUACAUCAUCAGUUACAUUUAUUACCUAUUUGAAUGGAAUGCCUCAAUUGUAUGUAGGUGCUUUACAUUUCGGUGAAGCAUUUAGUGAUUUAGUUCCAAGUACAUUAGCCCUUAUUCAAGGAGUUGGGUCAGAAUCGGAAUGUAUCAAUAAAACAGUUAAUAAUACACUUCGUGUGGUCCCCUUUUUUCCUCCACCACGUUUUUCUGUCAGUACAUUCAUUUAUCUAUUAUGCAUCGUUUUAUUGUUAUCCUUGACUGCAUUCAUCCUACUGGAUUGUUCACCUAUUGGUUUAGGUCGAUUUAUCCAUGAACAUUAUCGAAAAACUAAUUUCAUAGUUGAAUCUAAUGCAAAUAUUCAUAGCAUAAAUCACAAUAGUCUAGAAAGAUUUAAAUCGAAUGGAAAUCAACAUAUUUCUAAUGAUACCUUUGAAUAUAUUCAAAAUGUCGAUGUUUCUGUGUUGUAUCAGAUUGAACAAACUGUACAGUCUCAAAAUGAUGUUAAUAUUACGAAACAGUUUGGACCAAACAUAUUUUUAUCAUGUUUACUUAUCAUUUACAUUAGUGCAUCAAAUUAUGGAUUUCUACCAGCUAUACAAUCUUAUUCAUGUGCUGCGUAUGGCUCUCUUACAUAUCAUUUAGCAGUUACACUGUCAGGAUUAUGCUCUGCUAUAAUGACAGUGUUAACUACAUUUCUUGUCAAUCAUUAUUGUAGGGAAAUAGGUAGUACUGAUGAAUCAACGUUUGAAAAUUUGCAAACUAUGAAUCGUGAAUUAAAUGAACAGAAUCAAAUUUGUUACAUACAAAAACCUGACAUAAUUAUGAGUAAUACAUAUACACGCUCACUCCAAAAUAAAUGGAUCAGUAUUUCACUCAUCUCUUUGUUACCUGUUGCUUACGUUGUUUAUUUGGCUAGUUCAAGUCCCAAUCCACCAUAUUUGGGUGGUUUCGGUUCUGCCAGUGCUAUCCUGGCUUGGAUUGCGAUACGCUGUUUAUUUGCCAGUUUGCGCACAUGGAUAUGGAUGAGUUUGUCUAGCCAUUCCAAUAAACCGACGCGACUCAGAUUAGCUGGAUUAUCUACACAAUUCGGAGCAGCACUCGGCGCAAUUUUAGGCUUCAUAUUAGUUGUUUAUUUUCAACUAUUUAGAAGUAAACUACCUUGUAUUCAAGUGUAAUUUAGAUGAAACUCAUGUGAUAAUGUCUUUCAUACUUUAACGUAUUUAUGUAUAGAUCAUAUUUCGGAAAUGGGAAAAAUACAUUAUUGUUGAUUAUUUAGCUAGUAUUUUUUAAAACUAAUUUCUGUGUAUUUAAUAAUGCUAAUUUAUUGUAGGUAUCUUACAAUAUUUACGUAAUUAUAUACUGCUUAUUUGUACUUAUUUAGUGUAACAUGAAUUAUAAAGAAAUGCUUAUCUGUG
This is a messenger RNA of Schistosoma rodhaini, 2026 nucleotides long. The record is from the annotation of a GenBank genome assembly. NCBI's taxonomy places the organism in Eukaryota, Metazoa, Platyhelminthes, Trematoda, Strigeidida, Schistosomatidae.